UCGGCCUGCGGGGGGCGUGCUGUUCCGGCAGCCGGAGGGUUAACGCCCCUCUUCUCUGAUUGGCUGCUUCCUGCUAGCGGCGGCCCCGCCCACUGGCUCCACAGCGGACCCAGACUCUGCAGAGUCCAGCAGACGGGUCAGAACCAGGAGAUCCAACAUGGCCGAGUGUUCAGGAUGUGGACCCGGAUACCGCAGCCCGCUGGAUGCCAUGAAGGGACCCCGUGAGCGGAUCGUCUACCUGCCCUGUAUCUACCGCAGCACCGCGGUCCAGAAGCCCGACUACUUGGCCACGGUGGACAUCGACCCCGAGUCGCCCACAUACUGCCAGGUGAUCCACCGGCUGCCGAUGCCGAACCUGAACGAUGAGCUGCAUCACUCCGGUUGGAACGCCUGCAGCAGCUGCUUCGGUGACCCGACCCGAACCCGGAACCGGCUCAUCCUGCCGUCGCUCAUCUCCUCACGGAUCUACGUGAUCGACGUCGGAACCGAGCCCAGAGCGCCGCGGAUCCACAAGACGGUGGAGCCCAUCGAUCUGUACUGGAAGUGCGGCCUGGCCAACCCUCACACCAGCCACUGCCUGGCCAGCGGCCAGGUCAUGAUCAGCUGCAUGGGAGAGCCAGCAGGUGGCGGUAAAGGGGGCUUCGUCUUGCUGGACGGUGAGACGUUCGAGGUGGUCGGUAACUGGGAGCAUCCAGGUGAGGCGGCGCCGUUCGGCUACGACUUCUGGUACCAGCCCCGCCAUAAUGUGAUGAUCAGCACCGAGUGGGGGGCGCCCAAAGCGCUGGUCCACGGCUUCAACCCGGCCCACGUCAAGGAAGGUCUCUACGGAUCUGCCCUCCAUGUCUGGGACUGGACCACCCACAGGAAGCUGCAGACUCUGGACCUGGGAGAAGAUGGCGCCAUCCCUCUGGAGGUCCGCUUCCUGCACCGCCCCGACGCCACCGAGGGCUACGUGGGAUGUGCCCUGCGGGGAUGUGUCUUCAGGUUCUACAGAACCCCGAAAGGCGACUGGGCCGCAGAGAAGGUGAUCAGAGUUCCCAGUAAGAAGGUGGAGGGAUGGAUGUUACCUGAGAUACCAGGCCUCAUCACCGACAUCCUGCUCUCGUUGGAUGACCGCUUCCUCUACUUCAGCAACUGGCUCCAUGGUGACAUCAGACAGUAUGACAUCACAGACCACAGGAACCCUCGAUUGGUUGGACAGGUGUUCCUGGGAGGAAGCAUCAUCAGAGACGGACCAGUCAAAGUCCUGGAGGAUCCAGAAAAGCAGGAGCAGCCGGCUCCUUGCAUCAUCAAGGGGAAGCGUGUCCCUGGAGGUCCCCAGAUGCUGCAGCUCAGUCUGGACGGUCGGAGACUUUACGUCACCACGUCUCUGUUCAGCGGUUGGGACAAGCAGUUCUACCCGGACAUGAUGAGAGAGGGCUCGGUGAUGAUGCGGAUCGACGUGGACGCGGAGCGGGGCGGUCUGUCCCUCGACCGGGACUUCCUGGUGGACUUCGGUCAGGAGCCCGACGGCCCGGCUCUGGCCCACGAGCUGCGCUACCCGGGGGGCGACUGCACCUCCGACAUCUGGGUCUGACGCCCCGACGGAUGGAGGAGCGCUUAUCAACAGGGGGCGCUGUGGGGGGAGAGUUGCUAGCUGAUCCUGGUUGGAGGAAGAGAGGGUCAAAUGUUUCUGCCAUGAGCUGAAAAGCCUCUGAAUAAAUCAGAUUUACCUUCUGCCUCCAGAA
Xiphophorus hellerii (green swordtail) is the source of this 1727-nucleotide messenger RNA. RefSeq names its product selenium binding protein 1 (gene selenbp1). Gene Ontology annotation, molecular function: selenium binding. The record is from RefSeq and is a predicted model, not a curated record. Lineage: Eukaryota; Metazoa; Chordata; Actinopteri; Cyprinodontiformes; Poeciliidae. The transcript is spliced from 12 exons. Bases 158 to 1576 code for a protein of 472 amino acids.